Messenger RNA from Chrysochloris asiatica (Cape golden mole), 2067 nucleotides. It is a transcript of the gene CDC16, whose product is annotated as cell division cycle 16. Gene Ontology annotation, biological process: cell division. The record is from RefSeq and is a predicted model, not a curated record. Gene Ontology annotation, molecular function: protein binding. The coding region runs from base 336 to 1916 and encodes 526 amino acids. Lineage: Eukaryota; Metazoa; Chordata; Mammalia; Afrosoricida; Chrysochloridae. The transcript has 18 exons.
CUGCGCCACCAUCAUGAACCUGGAGCGGCUGCGGAAGCGCGUCCGGCAGUACAUCGACCAGCAACAGUAUCAAAGUGCGCUAUUUUGGGCAGAUAAAGUAGCUUCACUCUCCCAUGGUAACCGCAGGACAUUUACUGGCUGGCUCAGUGCCUCUACCUAACAGCACAGUAUCACAGAGCGGCUCACGCACUGCGGGCACGAAAACUAGACAAAUUAUAUGAAGCGUGCCGAUACCUGGCAGCUCGAUGUCAUAAGUCAUAGAUGAUGAGCAGUAUUUUGGGCUUUCCCCACAGUAUGCUGCAAAAGAGCACCAGCAGGCUCUUGACAUCCUAGACAUGGAAGAGCCAAUCAACAAACGAUUAUUCGACAAGAACGUGAAGGAUGAAAGUGGCCUGAGAGACUCGUCCAGUGACUGGGAAAUGUCGCAAUCUUCAAUCAAGAGUUCUAUUUGUCUCCUAAGAGGGAAAAUCUACGACGCGCUGGACAACCGAGCCCUGGCAACCUACAGCUACAAGGAGGCCCUGAAGCUUGACGUGUUCUGCUUUGAAGCCUUCGACCUUUUAACGUCACAUCAUAUGUUAACAGCACAAGAAGAAAAAGAACUUCUUGAAUCGCUGCCUCUUAGCAAGCUGUGUGCUGAAGAACAGGCAUUGCUACGCUUUCUUUUUGAGAACAAACUAAAAAAGUACAAUAAACCUAGUGAGACCAUCCUUCCUGAAUCUGUAGAUGGCUUACAGGAGAACCUGGACGUGGUAGUGUCUUUAGCUGAAAGACAUUAUUAUAACUGUGAUUUUAAAAUGUGCUACAAACUUACUUCUGUAGUGAUGGACAGAGACCCUUUCCAUGCAAGUUGUUUGCCUGUCCACAUAGGGACGCUUGUGGAACUGAGUAAAGCAAAUGAACUUUUCUAUCUUUCUCAUAAACUGGUGGAUUUAUAUCCUAGUAAUCCUGUAUCUUGGUUUGCAGUAGGAUGUUACUAUCUCAUGGUUGGUCAUAAAAACGAACAUGCCAGGAGGUAUCUCAGCAAAGCUACAACCCUUGAGAGGACCUAUGGGCCAGCCUGGAUCGCGUAUGGCCAUUCAUUUGCAGUUGAGAGUGAGCACGACCAAGCCAUGGCGGCUUACUUUACAGCUGCGCAGCUGAUGAAAGGGUGUCAUUUGCCAAUGCUGUAUAUUGGACUGGAGUAUGGCUUGACCAAUAACUCGAAAUUGGCUGAGAGAUUCUUUAGCCAAGCCCUGAGUAUUGCGCCUGAGGACCCCUUUGUCAUGCACGAGGUUGGCGUGGUUGCCUUUCAGAACGGGGACUGGAAAACAGCAGAAAAAUGGUUUCUUGAUGCUUUGGAAAAAAUUAAAGCAAUUGGGAAUGAGGUAACAGUGGACAAAUGGGAGCCUUUACUGAACAACCUGGGCCACGUCUGCAGAAAACUAAAGAAGUAUGAGGAAGCUUUGGAUUACCACCGCCAGGCACUGGUGUUAAUUCCUCAGAAUGCGUCCACCUACUCUGCUAUCGGAUACAUACACAGCCUGAUGGGCAAUUUUGAAAAUGCUAUUGACUAUUUUCACACAGCACUUGGCCUCAGGCGAGAUGAUACGUUUUCCGUUACAAUGCUUGGUCACUGCAUCGAAACGCACAUCGGUGACUCUGAAGCUUAUAUUGGAGCGGACAUUAAAGACAAAUUAAAAUGUUAUGACUUUGAUGUGCAUACGAUGAAGACACUAAGAAACAUUAUUUCACCUCCGUGGGAUUUCAGGGAAUUUGAAGUAGAAAAACAGACUGUGGAAGAAACAGGGCUUACACCACUGGAAACCUCCAGGAAAACCCCAGACUCCAGGCCUUCCUUGGAAGAAACCUUCGAGAUCGAAAUGAAUGAAAGUGACAUGAUGUUGGAGACGUCUGUGUCCGACCACAGCACGUGACUCCACACCCAGCUCCCUGGUCCAGAGUGUUUUGUCACAAGUUAACAAUUCCUGUGUUUCAACACCAAUGCUCCACAGGGAAGACUGGGUAUUGCACCUUUGCAACAGAUACCCUGAUCCUACAAAACAGUUACAUGGAAUGGAAUAAAGA